UGCGCCGUAUUUAUUUCGACCAGGACACGACAAUUGAAGAAAUCGAACGACUUGACGGUGGCGGCAACAUUUCAGACGCGCCAAGCUCGGAUGUGAAUUUCAUUUCCAUCCGCGCGUUUCCGUCCAAACCACAUCGUCACUUGAACAUGUCUAUUCGCGACGCGAACGUCGUGAUCAUCGAGACAGGCAGGACCGUCGUUCGCGCAGGAUUGGGCCUCCAUGAGCUCUUGAGAACACCCACCGUUGAUAUCCCAGCCCGUGUCGGGCUUCGCAAAAGUGCGUUUGGGGAUUUCUCGACGAACGGCGAUUUCAACGGAAAUGGCGACCCAUGGGCGUCAACGAGUCGUGCAGCCUCGGUGUUUCCGCAGACUGCUGUACCAAGCGCCGGUGUGAAGGAUUACCUUGUUGGAGCGCAGCUCGAUGAUGCUCUUGCCAGUGGGCAGGACAUCAUCGUCUCUUGGCCAUUCGCAGAAGGGGACGUCAGUGAUUGGACACAGGCAGAGGCUAUCUGGAAAUAUGUUUUGUUCAACCAACUCCAACGCAGACGCGUCCAAAAUGAAUCUCCCGUCCUUCUCUCCAUCACACCAGGUGUCUCGCGCAACACCUAUGAGCGCAUCUGCCAGAUCUUUUUUGAACGGUUCAACGUCGCUGGCUUCGGCAUCCUCGAACGACCCAUGGCGCAGAUAUACUCUGCGAACAGCCUGAGCGGUGUCGUUGUCGACAUCGGCGAGGAGGUUACAGAUAUCAACCCCAUCUACGAAGGUUUCAUCGCCCAUCACACCCGCACAUCCGUCCCACUCGGCACGCGUCACUGCCAGACCUACCUCGCAUACUUGCUGCGUUCAAACCAGAGUGUUAUGAACGCACUCUCACCACCAACCAGCCCCCUCGAUGAGGAGACCCUGCAAAAGACCCUUCUCGAUCUCGUGAAGCAGCUAUUAAGGGAGGACUUGAUCAAGAUUCCGUCGGACGGGGAGACGGCGAUCCCAGAGGAUGAGGGCGUGACGGACAUCGCGGCUGUAGUUGUGGCAGGACGCGAAAAAGCGGUCAUCGAGAGCGGGAUGAAGAAAAAGCUGACCGCAAAGGCAUCUGCGGCGGAACAGGCGCGUGCCCGCGAGAUCGAGGCGCUCGACCUCGUUACGGUGCAGUUCCGCGAACACUCGCUGACGCUCGGCAAGGAGCGCCAUCGGUUCUGCGAGCCGCUAUUCGACCCGACGCUGCUGAUUGGAUUGCCUGGGUUGCCUAUGCUGAUCCCUGGUGAUGAGAGACCUCGAGCGCUGCAGGAGGUUGUAGGUAUUGCUGUCAACCAGACGGAUGUUGACCAGCGGCAGUAUAUCUGGCAAGGAUUGUUUGUGACUGGCGAUGUUACAAGGCAUGUAAAAGGCAUUGGUAUCGCCCUCCAGUCGCGGUUGGCCCAAUUCAUCAUGAACGCCGACCUUAAUACCGACCUGCAGCCACGGUUGAUUCGUGUGCUAAAUGUACCCGAUUAUUAUGCCGAGUAUCGCGAGACAGGUAACGGCUACGCUGCAUUCCUUGGGACAAGUAUCUCUGCCAAAGUCAUCUUCAGCGACCCCAACGGGAAGAACUACGUCUCAAAAGCAGAAUAUACGACCAAGGGUCCUCAUUCUAUUAUCGAGAUGACUCCCUCUUUGUUGUAAU
This is a messenger RNA of Cyclocybe aegerita, 1659 nucleotides long. Lineage: Eukaryota; Fungi; Basidiomycota; Agaricomycetes; Agaricales; Hemipholiotaceae. The record is from the annotation of a GenBank genome assembly.